Epithele typhae is the source of this 1314-nucleotide messenger RNA. RefSeq lists its product as uncharacterized. Bases 1 to 1314 code for a protein of 437 amino acids. NCBI's taxonomy places the organism in Eukaryota, Fungi, Basidiomycota, Agaricomycetes, Polyporales, Epitheliaceae. The record is from RefSeq and is a predicted model, not a curated record. The transcript has 4 exons.
AUGGCCAGCUCCGCUUCGUCGUCCCUUCGUGGUAUUGCCAGUGGCACUCUUCCACAAAUCUGGAAACAUAGACUCAGCGUCACGAGAAGCGUCAGACUCCCCAUUGAUAUCGGUCAAGAUGAUGUUCCUUUGGUGCCUCAGAACGUCAAAUACGUGGCCUCUUACAAUCGCACAAACGACCCGCAGCCAACUAUCCUCGUGCCCGGAUCUCCACGACAAUGGCUCGACCUCCCCCUACCACUUGUGGUCCCGUGCGACGUUCCCGAUACCCCUCGGAUUUUUGCGGAGGCCAUGCUUCCAAUGCUCCGAGCCGCGGACACCAUCGCGCUCUCGCACCCCGAGUGUGCCGUCGACUGGUCCACGAUAGACGUGGUCGCCGACCUCGGAGUGCUCCGGACGCUUCUUCACUGGAUCCACCGUUUUUCCAACCCCCACAUGCCAUGGAAAGACGUGCGAGGCUUGGAGUCGUUCGGAUCCCGCUUCGACGUGCAGCCCACCACAGGCAGAACCGUCCUGCUUCACCGCAUACCUCCCACGCCCCGCCGUCUCGCGUGGGGACGCAAACAAAGGCCGCAUACUUCCUUCGGCAGUGACUUUGAGAGACUCGCGACGGCCCCCGGCGCGGGCUGCGAACGCGGCUUGGAGCACUACCGGGCCAUCCAAUACGACUUCGGGGGGCUCCGGCUCGUCGUUUCCGGCGAAGUCGACGCCUGCAUCCCCCAAGACGCGGACCCCUCGUCCACCUCUCCGCCUCCCGCGCAGGCCCCCAUCGGGUCUCCCCCCGAUCCCCCCGAGCGCCCGGCGCUGCCGCCCCGGAGCGCCGACAUCGCGGUCGUGCCCGCGGGCGCGUUCGUGCCCCAGUCCGCCCUGCUCGAGAUCAAGACCGAGGGCCUGCGCCACGACGGCGGCAGACGCGUGCACGCGUGGAUGCACACCUGGUCGCGGACGUACCCGCAGAUGCUCCUCUCGCAGACGCCGACGCUGCUCGCCGCGGGGCGCGUGCGGGAGACGUUCGUGCGCGUGCGCCGGACGCGCGUCGACGCGGACGCGUUCCGCGCGGAGGCGGCGCGGUGGGCGGACGUGCAGCGCGACCUGCGUCUGCUCGUGCCGAUGCUGCGGCGCUUCUGCGGCGUCGCGCGCGCGCGCGGGGCGCCGUUCACGGCGCGGGCGUUCAAGGACCGGUGGGCGGUGCAGGAGGUCGAUCGGGCGCGGGAACACUGGCUGCUGGGGCCGGAGGAUCUGGAGCGGUUUGCGCCCAGGGCGGGCGCGAGCUGGAAGGUGCGGAAUCGGACACGGACACCACGCGAGCCUUGA